This is a messenger RNA of Eriocheir sinensis (Chinese mitten crab), 4506 nucleotides long. RefSeq lists its product as uncharacterized. The transcript has 24 exons. NCBI's taxonomy places the organism in Eukaryota, Metazoa, Arthropoda, Malacostraca, Decapoda, Varunidae. The coding region runs from base 164 to 4129 and encodes 1321 amino acids. The record is from RefSeq and is a predicted model, not a curated record. Gene Ontology annotation, molecular function: FAD binding; oxidoreductase activity; 2 iron, 2 sulfur cluster binding.
GAAUCUCGCCAGACUAACCACAAACUCAGGAUUACUCAGCACUAAGCAGACGUCAUUCAACCUUCCUCGAGUUAGGUUGUCGCUGCGCCGCUCGUCACGUCCGUCAUCUACCUGUCUGCCACCUGUAUCUUUCCAGCGCUCCAGUGGGAAAGGUGUUUGCAGAAUGGCUCCCCAGAGAGGUGGUCCCAACGCUGCCGCCGUCACCCCCGACCCUGAUCCGCCUACGCCCGUGAAGAGCACCAUCUCCCUCGUUAUCAAUAAUAAGACCUACACAGUGGGUCCCGAGGUGCCUCCAUGGACGCGGCUGGUGGACUUUAUCCGGGAGGUGGUGAAGUCGCCGGGCACCAAGGCGCUGUGUCGCGAGGGCGGCUGCGGCGUGUGCACAGUGGUGGCCACGGCGCCCGACCACGAGAACGAGGGGCGCACCAAGACCUUCAGCGUGCAGGCGUGCCAGGCCUUGGUGUAUGCCUGUGCCGGGUGGAGCAUAGAGACGGUGGAGAGCCUCGGGAACCGCUACAAGGGCUAUCACCAGAUCCAGAAGGCCCUGCACGGGUUCUAUGGGACUCAAUGUGGCUUCUGCUCGCCAGGCAUGAUCAUGACGAUGUAUGGCCAGACUAAGGGCACGGAUUCCCUCACCUCUGCCAAGGUUGAGGCUGCCAUGGACGGGAACAUCUGCCGUUGCACUGGCUACCGGCCCAUCUUGGACGCCUUCAAGUCCCUGACGGUGGAUGCUGACCCCAGCCUGAAGGAGAGACUGGUGGACAUAGAGGAGGCUUACAAUGGUGGGUGCCAGAAGAACGGCACCAAUGGAUGUGGAGGCUGCAAGGGUAAGGAAGGUGGUGGCUGCAGGGAAAGGACCGCACCCUUGCCCGUUCCAGAGCCACUUGAGGUUUCUGUUGGCUCCGUCCGCUGGUUCCGACCAACCACCGUGGAGGGCAUCUACAAUAUACUGAACACUGUUGGUACAGAAGAGAAAUACCGCAUUGUUGUGGGCAACACAGGACAAGGAGUGUUCAAGAACGAUGGUCCAUAUUCUGUCUACAUAUCUACGGAUGGUGUCAAAGAGCUGUAUGCCACCACCCUGGCUGAGCCUCUCAAGCUAGGGGCCAAUGUGAACCUUACGAGGGCCAUGGAGGUGUUCCAGCACAUGGCCAGGGCAGUGCCAGGCUUUGAGUACCUGCAGGUCCUCGCUGACCACUGGCAGGUGGUGGCCAACGUGGCAGUCAGAAAUGUUGGCAGCUGGGCUGGCAAUUUGAUGCUGAAACACGCUCAUCAAGGAUUCCAGUCGGAUAUUUUCCUUACCCUCCUAGCUGGCAAGGCAGAGCUGACCAUUGGCAAUGCAGAGGAUGCCACCAUCACCCACAUGGAUCUGGAGGAGUUCCUCAGGACAGACAUGUUCAGGAAGGUCAUCCUCUCGGUGACCCUUCCACGUGCAUCACCCAACACCAAGUUGCGGACAUUCAAGAUCACACCACGAGCUGUGAAUGCACAUGCCUAUGUCAACGCCUGCUUCAGGAUGGAGGUGGACCCUGCAAAUGGCUUCUUGGUCACUGAAAAGCCCCUCAUCCUCUUGGGAGGUAUCAAUCCAAACUUCAUUCAUGCUGCUCAGACAGAGGACUUCCUGACAAGACGGCGGAUUACUGAUGCACCAACGGUUGUGGCAGCUGCUGAGAAACUUGGCCAAGAGGUGCAGCCUGACAGCUUCCCACAGGACGCCUCCCCUGCAUACCGUCGCAGUCUCUCUCAGGCAUUGCUGUAUAAAACCAUCAUAGGAUUUUUGGGUGACAAGGUAAAGCCUGAGCUGGCCAGCGGUGGGCCAAACAUUGUGCGGCCACUAUCCAGUGGAAAACAGGAGUUUGAUAUGGACCGGGAGGCCUGGCCGGUUGGGGAGCCAGUGCCAAAGCUGGAGUCUGCUACUCAGAUCUCUGGUGAGGCAACAUACCUUGAUGACAUUCCCUACCUGCCCAGUGAGCUCCACGGGGCACUGGUGCAGGCCACACAAGCCAAUGCAAAGAUAUCCCACGUAGACGCCUCGGAAGCCCUCAACCUGAGUGGUGUGGUGACCUUUGUGACGGCUGCUGAUGUCCCUGGAAAAAACAGUUUUGUUGUCUCGGCUGGGGCCCACCCUGACCCUGUAUUUGUGGAGGAGCGAACCAAGUAUGCCGGCCAGCCAGUGGGUCUGGUGGUUGCCAAGGACAGGGACACAGCACUUCGUGCAGCCCGGAUGGUCAUUGUGGGGUACGAUGACAUACGGAAGCCCAUCCUCACUAUCAAGGAAGCGCUGGCUGCGGGGGAUCGGGAUGAAUUGGCCAUAAGCUUUUUGACUGGCAAAGCAGAAGGAUCAGUCCUUGGAGACCCUGAAGGCCAACUUAAGGCAGCACCACACCAGCUGAAGGGGGAGCUGAGCCAAGGCUCGCAGUUCCACCUCAACAUGGAGCCACACGCCGCCAGGGUGGUGCCCACAGAGGAUGGCUAUGAUGUCUACAGCACCACACAGUGGCCCACAGAAACGCAGUCCACUGCUGCCCAAGUGCUUGGGGUCACUGCCAACAGUAUCAAUGUCAGUGUGAGGAGGAUUGGCGGAGGCUAUGGGUCCAAGAUCAGUCGCCAGCACAUUUUGUCAACUGCAGCAGCUGUGGCGGCCAGGAAAGUCCAGCAGCCAGUGAGGGUUGUGGCAGAUCUCAACACAAACAUGAUGUAUGCUGGUUGGCGGGACCCCUACCUUUCCACAUAUGAGGUUGGGUUUGAUGACACUGGCAAGGUGGUGGCUCUCAAAGUUGACAUGUACAGUGAUGCAGGUCAUGUGUCCAAUGAGUCACCGGUGGGCUUUUUGGGAAGUGUCAUCCAGAACUGUUACCAUGUGCCUAACCUGCUCUUCAUGCCCCACAUGGUGAACACAGACACUGCUGCAAACACCUGGUGCAGAACACCUGGUCAUGUCAAUGCUAUUGGCACCAUCGAGAAUAUACUUGACCACAUUGCUUCAUACCUGAAGAAGGACCCGCUGGAGGUGCGAAAAGUAAACCUCAUCGCCCCGGGAGAGCCGCGCCUUCUUGGGGCACCUCAUGAGAACACUCCUCUCAAGGAUCGAAUUCUGCCCCUGCUGUUAGAGAAAGCCAACUAUGCCCAGCGUAAGGCUGAGGUGGACGAGUUCAACAGGACGAACAGGUGGAAGAAGCGUGGUCUGGCGGUACUGCCAGAAUACUAUGGUUUUGAUUACCCUUCAAUGUUCCGCUAUGGCAUGCAAGUCAGUAUCUACGAACAUGACGGAACCGUAGCAAUCUCCCACGGCGGCAUUGAAAUGGGGCAGGGCAUCAACACAAAGGUGGCUCAAGUUGCUGCUUAUACACUGGGUGUCCCUCUGGCCCAGGUGGUGAUCAAGGCCUCGGACACAAUGGUUGGAGCAAACUCUGUUGUCACAGGUGGAUCCUUCGGCACCGACCUUUGUGCACACGGUAUCAGGGUGGCGUGCACAACCCUUAAGCAGCGCCUAGAUGUUGUGAAGGAAAAGAUGAAGAAAGAAUCUGGCAAGGAACCAGAGUGGCUGCAGCUGGUGAAGCACUGCUAUGCCCAAGAUGUGGAUCUGAGCGAGCGCUACUGGACUGCAGGAAAGGAACACCCUCCACGGUACGACAUCUGGGCAGCUUGUUGCCUCGAGGUGGAGGUGGACGUGCUGACAGGCGUGUACUUGAUUCGUCGAGCAGAUGUGAUUGAAGAUGCAGGCCGCAGCAUGAACCCUUAUGUCGACGUUGGCCAAGUGGAAGGAGCCUUCAUCAUGGGGCUCGGCCUCUACACUUCGGAGAUGGUCAAAUUUGACCCCACCACUGGACAAAAACUUUCUAAUGGAACAUGGGAAUACAAGCCACCAACAGCCCUGGACAUUCCUGCAGACCUCCGGGUGACGCUGCUUCCCAACGCCAAGAAUCCGUACGGUGUGCUUGGCUCCAAAGCCACCGGAGAGCCUCCACUCUGCCUGGCGUAUGUGGUGGUGUCUGCCCUGCGUCAAGCCAUCACUGCCUUCAGGGCUCAGAAUGGAGAUGACUCCUGGUUCCAAAUGGAUACUCCACUGAGCGUUGAGGCUGUGAAGAAGCUGUGUGGUGCUGAGCCGCAGAUGUUCAAGCUGGAGUAGUUUUUGAGCAGCAACAAGGAGUCAUUCUGACAGUGAACUGUCAAGUAUCUGCAAAAAAAAAGCUAUCAUUAUUUUAAAAUACAGGGCAUGUUACAUUAUGGUUUUAUUGUUGCUUUGAAUAAGUGGCAGAUGCAGAGUCUAUUUACAAUGUUUCCAUGGCCAAUAAUUAUAAUAGUAGUAUUAGAUCAAAGUUUAUGUAAUAGACUUGCCCAUCCAGUUACUAAUAACUGCACUGUGCAUUUGAUGUAAAGAAAUCACAUUUGCACAAGGUAAUCAAAAACAAAAGUAACCAUAGAUUUUUCCUGUUUUACAAACAUUGUCCUUUGUGGUAAAAACUAGAACUGAAGAGUAAAGAGGGGCUUAGAAUUUGUUAGAAA